Photinus pyralis (common eastern firefly) is the source of this 6366-nucleotide messenger RNA. RefSeq names its product homeobox protein cut-like (gene cut). The transcript is spliced from 9 exons. The coding region runs from base 690 to 4985 and encodes 1431 amino acids. The record is from RefSeq and is a predicted model, not a curated record. Gene Ontology annotation, biological process: regulation of DNA-templated transcription. Lineage: Eukaryota; Metazoa; Arthropoda; Insecta; Coleoptera; Lampyridae. Gene Ontology annotation, molecular function: DNA-binding transcription factor activity, RNA polymerase II-specific; DNA binding.
AUGCUGCUCUCAUGACUCAGUGUUGGGGUGAUCAUCCCGACGAAGACACGCGAGAGCGUAGAUUAAGCGAUUGUCUGUCAGCACUUCGUUAUCAGUUCCGUCAAACUUUUCACUUUUGUGCGUUCCCUCAUUUUUCCACAGUGACUUCCAAACAAGUGCUUCCGAAAACAAAGUUUUAAAAAAGUUUAGCCGCAGAGAGAGAGAAAAAAAAAUCCCAGUGACACGAUAUCGAAAUAUAAUUAUAUACAUUCGACCCGAAAUUACUUUUGUGUGAAAGACAUUUUCGAUCAAAAAUUGUGUUUGCGUGCUAAAGUUCGAUGUAUUUCAGACACGCGAGAUCGUUUGAAUCGAAUUUCUAAGACACAAAAAAGAGCACUUUAGGCACGUCAAGCUUCAUCCAAAGAUGAGACAUCGAGAGCUUCCACCGGCUAAUUAUUCCAUUGUGUUCUGUGUAUGAGUGCGUGUGUUGUUUGUGUCAAAAACAAAUGAUGAUCGUCGUUGUCGUAGCCAAAAACAAGUGACAGUAGUAGUUGUAAGCCCAAUUAAGUGAAUGAAGUGAAGGGGCUCUUAGUAAACCCAGUGAUGGUGUUGUCGCGGUCAAGUGGGUGAUUUUGGGGUUAAGUCCCGCGUUCACCACGGCGUUCCUAGCUAAGACCCCAGCACUGGCGGAUGUAGAAGAGAGGAUCCGCAUGCAGCCUACGGCAACGGCCUCCAUACCGCCCCCUGCGGAUAUGGACCUUCAGGCUAUGCAGUCUAUGGAUUGGCUCUUUAAAAAAGAACGGAUUUAUCUACUGGCGCAAUUCUGGCAGCAGAGAGCGACACUCGCCGAAAAAGAAGUCACAACGCUGAAAGAGCAAUUAGCAGGUACGAACGUGGGCUACGAGACGAAAGACGGAAACAUGGAGAAACCAAAUUUUGAAAGUGAAAUCGCUGCCAAAGACAAAGAGAUCACCCACCUUUUGGAGGAGGUACAACGACUCCAGCUCAGCAUAACCAAGCUGCAAGAGUCUUCCAUGUCGCAAAUCUCCAGGUUGGAAGACGAACUGGAACAGAAACGACAGCACAUUGUUCGACUAGAAAACAGGAUCGAUUUACAAAGGGACUACGAGGACCUCAAAAGAGAAAUCGGUAUCUUAAGGUCAGUUAACUUUUCGACUAACAACCCCGAAAGUAAAUCAGCCGAAUUCCUGGAGCGAGCAAGAAGCGAGGCCUCCGAACCACCUGUUACUCAAGACAAUGAAGGAGGUGCUAACCCGCCAUCAACACAACCUUCAGAGUCACCCUCCGAUCUUCCCAAAUCGCCACAAAACAGUUCCCUUCCGCCCCUAUUCCAAAACGUCGAGACAUUCGGCACGAUACUCGGCGAGGAGAUAGUCGCGACUUGGCGACGAAGCAUCGAACAGAUUACCUUAAAUAACCGAAUAAUACCCUCCUCACCCUCUGCAGAUGGCCCGCUAACGGUUUCGACGCCCGUCGUCGGCGACCUGACCGAAAAGAGCACGGCGUCGACGCCGCAACCGCCGUCCGAGCCGAUCAGCGCGCCGCAAGUGUCGCCGAACGAGCUGCUGCUUAACGGCAACCCGAAGACGCCCGAGGACAACAACAACCACCACCUCAGCAACAACAACGUCCCGUUAGCCGCGACCAUGUGCGCUGUGAAUAACUUUUUGCGCGGCGAGGACUCGCUCAAGAGUCCCUACCGGUUCGAGGAGCACAGAUCGCCGUUCCGCUUCUCGGAGGACCUCGGCCUGCCGCCCGGUUCCAUGGUCGGGAGGUUGGGCGAGAGCCUCAUUCCAAAGGGCGAUCCCAUGGAGGCGCGCCUGCAGGAGAUGCUCCGGUACAACAUGGACAAGUACGCCGCGCAGAACCUGGACACGCUGCACAUUUCCCGGCGAGUUCGUGAGCUACUCUCGAUUCACAAUAUCGGCCAAAGACUCUUCGCGAAAUACAUCCUCGGACUCUCGCAGGGCACCGUCUCGGAGUUACUCUCCAAACCGAAACCUUGGGACAAACUGACUGAGAAGGGCAGGGACAGCUACCGGAAGAUGCACGCUUGGGCGUUGGACGAACACGCUGUGAUGCUCUUGAAAUCCCUUAUACCAAAGAAAGACAGUUUUUCCUCAGGCAAAGAAACGGGGAUACCGAAUUUCGGACGUCCCGAAAGUGACCUGACCGACGAAAGAAUAGCACAUAUCCUAAACGAGGCGUCGCACAUCCAAAUGAAAACGCCGUGCGAGGACAGCCACAGCAACGAGGACUCGAAAUCGCCGCACGGGCAGUGUUCCAGUCCGUUCUCGCGCGAACUGCAGAAGCAGAAGCUGAAGAAGUACGAAAACGACGAUAUUCCGCAGGAGAAGGUGGUGAAGAUCUACCAGGAGGAGCUAGCGAAGCUGAUGGGAAAACGGAUCGAGGACUUUCGACGGGACCCGUUUCCUGGUAUGUUUUUUCCGCACCUGUUUAGCGGGGCUUCCAUGGAUCGGACGCAGGAGGAGAUCCGCAUGGCGCUCGACGCUUACCAUCGGGAGCUGGCGAAACUGAACCAGUGCCAGAACCCGGCCCAGAUGACAAACUUGGGUCUUCUGGCCUUGCAGCAGCAGGCCCUCGUGCAUCAUCACAACCCUUCCGUAAACGGUGGCGCACAAGACUUAUCUCUUCCAAAAGACAAACCAAAGAUGGUCAACGGUAUCGAAGACAAAGAAAAAGACUGUGACGAUAGUGUAAAACAUUCGGGUAGUGCGUUUAGUUUAGUUCGACCGAAAAUUGAACCGGGAACGCAAUCGCAAACGACGAGCUCGACCGCUUCUAGUCCCCUAAGUAACAGUAUUUUACCUCCGGCAAUGACCCCAACGGACGAUUUUGCAACGUCGGCAGCUGCAAGUCCCCUGCAACGAAUGGCUUCCAUAACAAACUCCCUCAUAUCGCAACCUCCGAGUCACCAACACCACCCUACGAGUCAGCGACCACUAAAAGCAGUUCUUCCCCCGAUCACCCAGCAACAGUUCGACAUGUACAACAACCUGAACACGGAGGACAUCGUCAAAAAGGUCAAGGAACAACUGAGCCAAUACUCCAUAAGCCAGCGGCUUUUCGGCGAAAACGUGCUCGGAUUGUCGCAAGGGUCCGUCAGCGAUCUUUUGGCGCGACCGAAACCGUGGCACAUGCUCACACAGAAAGGACGCGAGCCCUUCAUCCGCAUGAAGAUGUUCCUGGAGGACGACAACGCCGUGCACAAGCUAGUGGCGAGCCAGUACAAAAUCGCCCCCGAGAAACUGAUGCGAACCGGCGGCUACGGAGGCACACCGUGCGGCACGCCUCUGGGCAAGCCGAUGCCGCCGACGCAAAAGAUGCUGAGCGAAGCGGCCGGUUUCCUGAACAAAAUGCAAGAGAACCAGAACCUCCUACCGCCGUCCCUCCAGAUGGUUUCGCCCCAAAGCCAAAUGCCGCCAGGUCACGGGCAACCCAUGCUGUUAACACCUCCGGGAAUACCUCCGCAGCACACCAUCAGCCUGCAACAGUCCGAUCACCACAUGAAGAAGUCGAGCCCGCAUGGCAUUCCACACUCGCCGCUAUCCCAGCACCAGAAUAAUCUGCGCAACUUAAACCCGCACAUAUCACCGAGCGUCUACGAGAUGGCGGCGCUAACGCAAGACCUGGACACGCAGGUGAUUACCACCAAGAUCAAGGAGGCGCUUUUGGCCAACAACAUCGGACAAAAGAUCUUCGGCGAGGCGGUCUUGGGGCUGUCGCAAGGAUCGGUGAGUGAGCUUCUUUCCAAGCCGAAGCCUUGGCAUAUGCUGAGCAUUAAAGGUCGGGAGCCGUUCAUUCGCAUGCAACUGUGGCUGAACGACACGCACAACAUCGAGAGGCUGCAGCUGCUGAAGAACGAGCGUCGCGAGGCGAACAAGCGACGGCGGUCCACCGGGGCCGGCGCUCACGACAACAGUUCGGACACGUCCUCCAACGACACCUCCGAAUUUUACCAUUCCAAUUCUCCUGGCCCCGGUCCACCAUCCGCGAAGAAGCAGCGCGUUCUCUUCUCCGAGGAGCAGAAGGAGGCGCUACGAUUGGCGUUCGCGCUCGAUCCCUACCCGAACGUUGCCACAAUCGAGUUCCUGGCGACCGAGUUGGGACUUUCAAGCAGGACCAUAACGAACUGGUUCCACAAUCAUCGGAUGCGCUUGAAACAGCAGGCGCCGCACGGAAUGCCGACCGAUGUUCCGCCCCGAGACCAAAGCGGCAAUCAGGCGCCGUUCGAUCCUGUCCAGUUUAGGCUGUUAUUAAACCAAAGACUACUAGAGUUAUCAAAGGAACGGAUGGGCCUCAGCGGAAUACCCCUCCCCUACCCGCCCUACCUCUCGACCAAUCCGAACCUGGCCGCGCUCAUCGGCCGAGGCCUGCUGCCCUCGGGCGACAUGGACCUCUCCAUGCUCGGCAGCGUCGUCAAGGAGCAGAUGAGCGGGCUCGACCUGUCGAUGACCUCCCUGAAGCGCGAGCCGGACGACUUCGAGGACGACGUCGAGAGCAACGUCGGAUCGGAGGACUCGAACAUGUCGGGCAGCCUGCACGGCGGCGACGUCAAGCACGAGCCCAAGGAGACGCCUCUGGCGCAGAUCGCGCGAUCGUCCAGGCGGAAACCGGCGGCGCCCCAGUGGGUCAACCCCGAGUGGCAGGACGAGAAGGAGAAGCAGUCGUCGGCGGGCAACGAGGUCAUCAUAAACGGCGUGUGCGUAAUGCAGACGGAGGACUACGGCCGAAGGAGCUCGGAGGAGACGGUGCGCGUCGAACCCACCCCCGUUAUGGAUAGGUUCGAGGACGACCAAAGUGACACCUCCUCGGUCAAUAACGACAAUGAUAAUGACGCGCGCGUCGAACACUGUGAGAAAGACAACGAGGAGGAUAAUAAAAAUAGUGAGUUCGAUAACGUGCACGACGAUAGUGACAAACCGAUUAAACACGAAAACGAAGACGAACGGUGGGAUUAUUGAAAAAAAAGGUAAAUCGAAUUAGUCCGGUCCUGGUAAUGAACAGUUUUUCUAUCGGGAAUGCAUGUGGUUGUUUCCAGUUGUUGUAUAACAAAAAUUAAAAAGUGCAAUCAGAACGUAAAAAUUACCCCAAGUUAUUUAUUGUGAUUUAAAUAGUAUAUUAUUCAGUUUUUUGUUAAUAUUAAGGUUUUGACCGUUUUUAUUCUUUUUUUUUCCUAUUUAUGUAGUUAUAUAUAAGACUGUUACCAUAUUAUAAAAAAAGAAGUACUAUUAGCCACUUAUAAUCAAAAAAAUGGCUACUUGCAAAGCAAAAUGUUUGAAACAAUGUGAUACUGCUUAUUAUUCUAUCGUUUUAUCCAAUUACGUGCUUUCCAAAUAAAAAAGGCCAAAUUGCAAUUAGUUUUUAAGAUCUAUUUCUCUGUCGUCGAUUAUUUCUGAUAUUUAUGAAUAUAUUUAGGUGUUUUAUUAGCGUUUUUAGUUUUUUUGUACAUAAACGGGUUAAGAAAUCCGCUAGGAUAAAAGUUAGUUUUUAAAGUUAUUAGACCAGCAGGAUUACCAUUUAUUGUUAUAUAUUGCCAUUAAAAAAAUGAAUAUUUUUGUUAUAUUAAUCAGUUUUUUUUCUUCUAGUCUUCAAAAGAUGGGCAUAAUUUACUUUCUUAGCCGCUGUGGCCAGUAAGUCACACGAAAUGUAAUUUUUGAUCUGUGUUCUUAGUAGAUCUCAUCGAUUCGUAUUAGGUAACAAUUCAUUUCUCAGAUUGAAACGUAUUAGAUAUUAAAAUAUACAAAGCAUAUCGAUAGGCGUAUGAACAAAUUUUGUAAAAUUACUAAUCCACCCAUACCAAAAGAUUUGUUUUUUUUUAUAUAAUGUACGGUAGCACAAAUCAUCCAAAAAAAGAAUCUUUAAUAUAGUGCAAUAUUUUAACAUUACAACUUUAUAAUUCGUAUAUUUUUGGCAAUAUGUGAAAAGUAUGAAAUUAAUGUAAUUCUUCCAUUUGCGUCAUAUUCAAUGUACACACAUUGCAAUAUAAAAAACAUGAUACGUAAACUCUUACUGUGGGAGUUAUUAGAAAAUAUGUAUAGAUGCACAUUUUUAAAAAUUACAUGUAGCAUUACUUAGUCAGGUUUUAUUUGUUGUAGACAAAAGUGUUUAUAUUCUUUUAAAAAUGGAGUAAAGCGAACUUUCGAAACGCGAGCAUUGUCACUUUCGAAAGCUCGCUUUACGGUUAUUAUUGUAUAGUUUUAUAAAAUAGUGUCGGAAUAUUUUACUUAGAUCAUAGAUCUGAUCAUUUCACAGUUGUAAAUAUUUAUAAUCAUAUCAUUAUCUCCUUUUAAAGUUUCUAAAUUAAAUAUUCUCUGUAUUUAAAAUAUAAUGUGUCCCAUUUAA